Aureobasidium subglaciale EXF-2481 is the source of this 518-nucleotide messenger RNA. RefSeq lists its product as uncharacterized. The record is from RefSeq and is a predicted model, not a curated record. The transcript has a single exon. NCBI's taxonomy places the organism in Eukaryota, Fungi, Ascomycota, Dothideomycetes, Dothideales, Saccotheciaceae. Bases 78 to 344 code for a protein of 88 amino acids.
GCUUCUUCUCAUCACAACUCUUCAAAACAAUCUUCUUCCACCCAAACCAAACCAACCCCCCCACCAACCCAAUCAAAAUGCCUGCCCCUAACGUCGACCAGCCCAACGAGGGUAUUGUUGGCCAGAUCUCCAACACCAUCGCCAACGCUGCCAACUACGUCUCCGAGACCAUCCAGGGCAACACUGCUGAGGCAUCCAAGGAGGCCAACAAGCAGCAGAUGAAGGGCAACACCGCCGAUGACUCCAUCUCCGGCCGUGUCUCCGGUGCCAUGGGCGCUGCCUCCGACAAGCUCGACCAGCACUCUCACGAGGCCCAGGCAAAGGCCAACAAGGAGUCCAUUUAAGCGUCUCUCCUCGCUUUGAUCGAAUCUUCAAUAUCCUCCUCACACCAGCCAUUCAUCUUCGCCUCGAUGUCGGGUUACAAAGCAUAAUACCCUCCUCGGUUCAUCUUUGAUGGUCCCUGCAACUCGUGUUUGCUCAGCCUAUCAACUUUUCGCCUCGGAAGCUUCUCCUUUUUU